AUGACUAAGAAUAGAAUUAAUAAUAAAUCUGAGAAAGGAAGUAUUCAAGGUGAGAAGACCCCAAGCAUAUCUUAUUUCACAUUGUUCAGAUUUACUACGAAAUGGGACAUUCUCUUAAUAACAUUGGCGCUUCUAGCUACUUUUAUAUCUGGGACCUCUUUACCCUAUUCCAUUACUUUGGUGUCAAAUGGAUUUCACUCCAUGAUUAACUACGCCAAAUCGAAUAAAACUGUUGAAACGAAUGAGAACUUUCUACGAGAGAUGCAUCAUUUUGUUUAUAAAUAUGCUUGUGUUGGCAUCAUUCUUUUAUCUGGAGGCUAUUUGGGCACAGCCCUUAUGAAUAUAGCUGCUAUUAAUCAGGUGUUAAAAAUUCGAUGUGAAUACUUAACGGCUGCCUUGAACCAGGACUUCGCUUAUUACGACUUGCAUCGCACUGGUGACUUCGCAUCGAAGAUGGCAGAUGACGUCAUCAAACUGGAGCAAGGAAUAGGCGACAAGUUAUCGUCGUUGAUGUACAGCUCAGCCGUGGCUAUAGGUUGCGUUAUCAUGUCCUUGGUAAAAGGCUGGAAGCUUGCUCUGCUGUGCCUCAUUCCUACACCAAUUACGUUUUUUCUUGUUGGUCUAACGGGUUGGAUAGCAAAUAACUUAUACAAAAAGCAGUCGAAGGCCAAAAGCGAAGCGAGCGUGGUAGCUGAAGAAGCGAUCAGCUCGAUAAGGACGGUAUAUGCUUUCAAUGGGCAAGAGAAAGAGAUAGCCAGGUAUAGCAAACAUUUGGUCCAAGCAAGGGCUAUACACAUUAAGAAAGAAUUUUUUACCGGCUUAUCUAUGGGAAUUCUAUACUUCUGCAUAUUUGGAUCACACGCUUUGUCCUUCUACUUUGGAAUAUAUCUCGUUAUAGAAGAACCAGCUAACUACAACGCAGACGUCAUGUUUUCUGUGAGCCUCAAUGUUACAGCAAUUUAA
This is a messenger RNA of Leptosia nina, 963 nucleotides long. The record is from the annotation of a GenBank genome assembly. NCBI's taxonomy places the organism in Eukaryota, Metazoa, Arthropoda, Insecta, Lepidoptera, Pieridae.